Anopheles stephensi (Asian malaria mosquito) is the source of this 8018-nucleotide messenger RNA. RefSeq lists its product as uncharacterized. The transcript has 8 exons. Gene Ontology annotation, cellular component: nucleus. The record is from RefSeq and is a predicted model, not a curated record. Gene Ontology annotation, biological process: regulation of transcription by RNA polymerase II. Gene Ontology annotation, molecular function: transcription cis-regulatory region binding. The coding region runs from base 1452 to 6863 and encodes 1803 amino acids. NCBI's taxonomy places the organism in Eukaryota, Metazoa, Arthropoda, Insecta, Diptera, Culicidae.
AGCACAUCAGGUUUUUUCUCUCGCAACACUCGAAGCGAACGGACGUGCUGGGUUGGUGCGUCCGCGAGUGUGUUUCAAAAAAGGUGGUUCUUGUAUUAAACUCUACGUAAUGCAAGCGCGCAGACAAUAAAAGAAAAAAAAUCAAUUCACUGUUCAAUCACAAAGUAAUAAAAUAAUAAUUUGCUGCAAAACGCAAAUUUUCGGCAAACGUUUUCCGGGUCGCAUUUGUCAAUUUUGCCAAGUAUGUGUGUGUAGCCGUGUUUUGGAGUGAAACUAUCUAGAACGUCCGGAAGGGUUGCAAAAGAUCGGCAGUGAACCUUCUGCCGAAGUAAUCGUGUGCGUGUGUGUGCCCGCAAGGUGGUGUUGUGCGUGGCAAGCAGUCUUGCAGUAGAAAAAUUACGUUUUUGUGGGUUUGGUGAGAAAUUAAAUAAGUCAAGUGCACAAAAAAAGUAUAUAAAUAAAGCCAAAAGCAGCUAUUAAUCUCCCUGGAAUGGAAUACGGCUAGUGUAGUUGGCUCAGUGCGUGUUUCCGUAAGAAGUGUGGUGGAAAAGUUAAUGAGAUAAAUUGAAGAAAAAGCAAAAAAAAGUUCAAUUAAGUUAUCAUUAAAUGUCUCAUUUGUGAGUUGUCUCGUCUCGCGUGGUUAAUGAAUUCACACCGUCGUCGAUCCGAUCGUCUCGUCGGUGUCGCCGGAUAGUGAAGGAAUAGGGUUGUGCCGGGGGUUGGUGGUAGUGGCGGUGCGUAAUCCGCAGUUCUGCAAAUCCUGGUAUUGCUUUUCCCAUUAGUUUGGAAAGUCUGCCGUGCGGCGUUGAGUAUCAUUCCUUCUCAUCUCGCUCUCACUCACCGUCGUGAAAGCCGGCUGUCAAAACCGUGAAUUGGUCAGCAUACAAAAAAUUGAUCGCGUUUUAAGUAAAGUGAAAAAAAAAACACGAAUCUGCCCCUCGUCGUUGCUCGACCCCGUAUGCUCGCGCGCGUAUUAAAGGCCGGUUUUUUGUUUUUGCUGUAAAAAUGUAAAUGGAGAAACUCGCUCACGGUUCACGCUUCUCAUCACGCAGCAAAAAAAUCGCGCUCACUACCGCGAGAUUCUCUCACCGAAAGCGACGACGAAUUACAGUUGGUUUAUUUUUUCCCCGUUUUUGUUGGCAAUAAAUUUGUGCGUUUUCUGUGGCAGAAAAAAACUCACUAGCGGAAGAAGGCCUAAAGAAGCAAGAAAGAGAAGAAAAAAGCAACAUCAUCAUCAUCGGCAACAAACAAAACGCGUCCAGCUAGCGCUCGCUGUCCCUCUCACUCUCUGACAGUAGCAGCAGCAACAACAACAGCGUUCGUUCGGUCAGGUGGAAAUAACAUCAUCAAUAUUGAAACCGUGGUGCAAUCGUCAAUACGACGAAUAACAACAGCAGCAGCAACAACAUCGGGAAGCAAACGCAAUCCCAGCAUCAUCAGACGGCCCGAUUAUGGAUAUCAGGGUCGUUGGUGGACCCUGCGGCUACCAUGGCUCGUACACCUUUUUCAAGGGCCUCAAAAUUACGUUCGGCACCAAAGGAACGCUCGAAUCGGGCAGCAAUUCCUCGUCGUCCGCCUCAUCCGUAGCCAGCCUACCAGUGUCCUCCGCUGCACCGGGCAACGGAAGUGUUGGUGGCCCAUCACCGCCCAGCACUGCCAACACUACCUCCACCGACAACGGCAGUAACAGUAAUGGCCACGAUCGGCGACGCCCUUCCGUCGACAUUCCCAGCGAAGUCGGUGGCACGACCACCACCACCACCACCACCGAUUCUCCUGAUUCCUCCUCCACACCAGCAACUACCAUCAAACGGCCAUCGACGGGUGGUGAGGAUGGCGAUACAGCGGCGGAGGAACAGGAUGAACGGAUGAAGGACCGCAAUGGCGGUCACACUGCCCAGUGCAAUCAAACCAAUGCCAACAGUAGUAGUGCGUCGUCGACGACCGGCGGCAGUAGUAGUGGAAAUAAUAAUGGUAGUAGCAACAGCAGUAAUAGUAAUAGCAAUAGCAAUAGUGAUAGUAACGGUAACAACGGUAGCUCUAGUGCCAACGGUGGCAGCAGUGCAAAGAGUCAAAAUGGCAACCAUGCGAAGCCAAAACAAACGCAACGAAAAUGUGUCAGCGAAAAUGGCGUCGGUGGUGCAGGUGGUGGUGUUGGCGGUAGUGUUGGUGGCAGUGUUGCCAGCAGCAACGGUACCAGCACCAGAGCCGGCAACAACAACAACCUCUGCCGAUUAACGUCGGUCGAUCGAGAACAACACUACCGACCGCUGGUGCUGGCGCUGGGCGACUGCAUUCCGGUCCGACCGUGGUCCGAUUCGCCGAUCGCCUGCCUCGCCGAGCUGCGGAUGGUCUGGCGGGAUCGGAACGAGCAGUGCCUGCUGAUAGCCCUCCGGCUGUACUUUCUGCCGGAAAACACACCGAUGGGCCGUAACUGUCACGGCGAGGACGAGGUGCUUGCGAUCUCGGACAAGGUGAUACUGCGGGCCGAGGAUCUCCUGAACUGGAUCGAUACCGAGCAGGAAUGGAGUUGGGGACUGCUAACGCUCUUCGACGAACACAGUGCCAAGGAUUGCCUGGGGAUGACGCGACAUCUCAGCAAGAACUCGUCGCUCGACUUUGGCGAUGUCGAUAAGGAGAAGCAUUCAGGUGAAAACAUUGUAUCCAAGGUGGCAGUCUUGAGCUUUUCACGAUACUGUCGCUAUCGGGCGCUACUGAAGCGUCUGGAAGGAGUUCAGGAUGCUUGGCUACGGAAUGCGCUGGUGGAAACGCUCGGAGGCUUUGUCGCACCCGUCCCCAACAUGCGGAUAAUGUUCUGCAAAGAAACGUUCGACUAUCCUGAGCUGGAGACGCACGAACUACUGUGCAAUCAUUUGGCGCCAAAGCUAAAGGGACGACCACGCGGCAAACGGAAGAAAACUCUCUCCGACUCAUCGCAGUACACGAAGAAGGAAGGCUGUUCGGACGAGAGCGAAUCGAACGAAUCGGACGUUUCGGACUAUUCCUACAGCAAGGUAUCUCCCGGCAAGAAGGUUAUCGAUCUCCAUCCUACCCCACGCUACAAUCCCCGACCUUCGCGAGGAUCGUCCCAAACGAAGCAGGAACCGAUCAGCGUGGUUAUAUCCGCCUCGGCAGGCACAGUCAAGCCAAGCACCGGGAACAACAACAACCACCUGUCCCAGCGCAAUCGAUCCAAAUCCACGUCCAAAACGAAAACACCCAAGAAGUCGAAAUCCUCGGCCACGAAAGCAGGUCGCAAGGCGGGCCGUGGAGGAGCCGGUGGCAAGAAAUCAUCCUCGUCGUCCUCCAACUCGUCGCUGGCAGCUGCUGGUGGUGGUGGAGAAUCGGAGGACGAUGAAGAGGAAGUGGAUGAGGAUGGAGAAGAUGGUGGGUCUUCUUCGGCGCGCGGUGCAUCGAAGGAUCGCGAUCGGGAGGAUGAUGCGGAUGAGGACGAGGAAGAGAUGGACUAUGAGGAGGAUGAGGAAGAGGAGGACGAUAAUCUGUUCCGGGUGAACGAGAGGAUGAGCUCGGCCGAGCGCGAGUUCUUGCAGCGGUUGCAGGAAUUCCUCGAUCCAAGGGCGCUUCAGUAUGCGGAUAGUCAGGCUUCUUCGUUGAAGAAUGUGAGUUUGUACGCGGUGUAUGCCAAGGUGCAGAAGAUCGGAGGCUACAGUGCGGUGACGGAUAAGGAGGUGUGGAACCAGUUGCUCCAAGGAACGGGUGCCGAAAAUGGAGUUCUCAGUCGACGGAAGUACGAGAAAAUUAUACUUCCGUUUGAGAAGCACUUACGCGAGCUGGCUGCCGAUCAGGAUACGGAUCUGAAGCGAGAAUCGACCCUGCUGUUGGUGGGAGACGAUGAGCUGGAAAAUAAGCUUCGGUUGCUGCGCGACGUGAAGUUGGAGAAGCGAGAUCCGGACAGCAAAUCACUUGCGCUGAUGGAAAACAAUGGAAACGCUGGGUUGGACUUUUCGGUUAAACGAGAGCUGGUGGAAAGGGAUGAACUGUAUGGGAAGAGCGGUCUUAAGGAGGACAGCAAUGGAUCCGGGGGAGGCAGUCCGAAUGGUGGCGUGCAUCUGGGAAUGUCCCCGGUAUCGGUUCCACUAACAGUUAUCGUUCGCCCCAAUCUGGAUGAAAAGGAUCAAAAGUCAUCUCAGAUACAGAUCAAGCAGCCGCACACGACGAUCACGGUACAUCAAACAACGAUCCAUCCGCACAAUGCCAAUCACCAUCACGCAAGCCAGCCAAAUAGCAAUCAUCAUCAGCAUGGGUCGUUGAGUGGACAGAGUCCGCAGCACAUCACGAACCAGAUACAGAUCACGAAUCAGAUCCAGAUCCAGCAGAUAACAGUGCAAUCGAAUGAUAAAAACGGAUCUGGCGGUGUGCCAGGAUCCGGUGCCGGAAGUCCGAAUGAAUCUGGGGGACAGUUCAAGUAUAGCUUCAAGCAGGACAAAUCGGGCCAGGAGCUUAACAUUGAGCCGGCUGCAACGACACCUAAAUCCGCUUCGACGACGAUCGCGUCAGGAGCAGGAUCACCGUCGGAAGGUGCAUCUUCACUGAGUCUGUUCCCGCUGAAUCGACAGGGCACGGAUCCGGAUCUAACGAUAAAGGAAGUUUCGGUGUGUCCAACCAGCGGAACGCUAUCGAUUACGUCCAGUGCUUGUGUGCCGACAACACCCUCGAAGACCAGUUCCCUGAGGCACGUCCGAAUGAAGAACGAUCGGAAGGGAAGUGGGUCUGGUGGAGGGAUGCUCAUGGACGCGGGCGGGUUUAUGGGUGCUAGUCAGAAGGAGAAUAUUCCACUGCUUGGCGGUGGAGUUGGAUCGGCGAGUCUGUUCGGUGGUCAAAGUCUAACCACAAUCACUCCGAUCCCGGCUAACAUGAUGAUGGCGGGAGCGUUCCUUGGAGGCGGAGCUGGUGCUCUCGCAGGUGGCGGACGAACAUCAAUGGAUAUGGAACACUCGGGUAAGCAGCAAUCAGCAACGCCAGCCGCAACGGAAGUAAUCGACCUUGUUGAUAGUGACAAUGAAUGCGAAAGUUCUCCAUCGGGUCCUGCAGGAUCGUCAUCCGCGAACCGUAAACAAGCAGGUCAAGCCAUGCGUCCGAUUCCCUCGCUAUUGCCACCGAUGAAGAAGCGCAAGUUGGAUAUUCUACGCGAAGGUGGCCUCGAAGUGACACCGAUUUCAAACGGAGCAAGUAUCUUCUCGAGUCUCGGUAAAAGCACGGGACCGCCCAAUCCGAUGCGUAUUAAUAUAACGGCUGAACUGAACACGACACCGCCACGGCCCGAGGCCUCAACGAAGCGUAACGAUCAGCAGCCGCGCAAAUGCAUUCCGACUCCACUCGAGUUCCAGACGCACUGUAUGUACACACGCACGGGGAAGAUUUUCGGCGAUCCGAAAGAGCUGGUUCGUCCGAGAGCACCCGUCCCGGCACCGGAUCUUCUCGAUCUAACAGGCCGCAUGGGCAUGAUGGCGGGCGUAGACAGUGUGGCGAAUCUUUCCAACAAAAGUCAACUACCCGGAAUGGAUUUCUCUUCUUCCGGUGGUAACAUGCGGCAGAAUAAUCGUACAGGACCUGCCUCUCGGACGGCUCCAAGCUUGCAGAUAACGCUCGUUCCCGGUCCGUCCACCAAUCACAGCUCUGGUGGUGCUCCAGGUCUUCCGCCAAUGAUGACGCCGCUCAAUAUUCCCGUUCCGGUGCCAAGUCAGCAGACGGCGGCAGCGUCGGCAUCGUCCGCGUCGUCCAAUUCGAUGAUGGGACACAAGAAAUCGAAAGCGUAUGAAAUUGUGCCAUUACGAGACGGUCCUGCAGCACCAAUGAAGGAGCCCAGUCCCAAGGUCACUAUUGGCCCGUCCUCAGCGUCCUCCUCCUCGUCCAGUUCCACCAACGGUACAACCAUUCCGCCGCCUCCACCUCCCUCGUCCUCCGCCGCUCAGCUGGGCCUGCUGGGUACGGGAGCAUCUCCAAACAGUCUGCUCGAAACGCUGGCCAACCUGCAGAAAGUGAACCCGGUCCUGAUGGCCAGCAUACUUUCCUCGUCCGGCAUCUCAAAGUCGUCCAUUCCGGGGCUGACGCAGCUGCUCGGCACGCUCGCCGAUCAAUCCCCACUCGCACCACCAACGACGAAGAAGACGCAGCGAAGACGAUCCAACUCACAGGCCGCGGCGGCAGCGGCAGCAGCAGCAGCAGCAGCAGCGGCCAGUUCUGUCCCAAAUGCGCCAUCACCAAGCAUUCCCGGCAGUUUACCCCCUUCGGGAGCACCUUCCGGUCCGCCGCCAAACAUUGUCUCCUCUAUGCCUCCAUUCCCGAUGCCACCGGGCAGCUUAGGAAUGGUUCCGCCCUCGGUGUUACAAUCAAACUCGCCCUCUCCGCAACAUCAUCCUCCGCAAGCCGAUUCACCCACCUCCGCCAACCAUCCCCUAAGCCAGCAGAUCAAGCUACUCCAACAAGUUCAGCUCCAGCAGCAGCAAAAGUUCUUCCAACAGAAAGCCUCCGAAGAACAGCAGAAGCUGCAAAUGUAUCAACAAUUUUCCCAGAAGCAGCAGCAGCAGCAGCAGCAGCAAUCCUCCCCAAGCCAAGGCUCACCCGUGUCCCCCGUGUCUACCGUCGGAGCAGGCUCCCCGUUGCCCGGGACUCCUCCGCUCGCAAUGCCACCCUCACCGGUCACCGUGCCCCGCAUUCCAGUCGUGCCACCGACACUCUCGGGACUUCCGCCUGGAGCCGGUGCCGCCUUUCCACCUCCGUUCGAUCCGAUCUAUCUGCAGCUGUACGCAAACCCGGGCCUCUACCUGCAGAGCCUGCCGCCGGAACAGUUGCUGCAGCUGUACAAAAACCUUCCGCAGGGCAUUCCAAUCACCAAGAGCUAGUCGUCGUUCUCCUCCACGUCGCCCAGGAGCAGCAGAAGUGGAAGCGGUAGCGAUCGUGCCGCCAGCCCCACGAUCCACGCCGCUGAACUGUUGUAAACGCUGUUGUGUUGCCCAUUUUGUGUUCCUUAGACAACUGUGUGCGUGUGUGUGUGUGUUUGUGCGUGCGUGUAUGUAUCUGUGGGUGUGUUGUGCGAGUCCUCUAUUAUUUGCUAGCUAUCCCCAUGGCAGGGGAUACAUCGUUCACAUUGAUUGUAUUAUAUUUUUCUUCCGUUUUUAAGUUUGCCACCCGAAAUGCUAGGGUCACGAGGGUACGUUUAUUUGUUAUUUAGAUAAAAUGUAGUAAGGAAAUGGUUAUUUUUUUGUUUUUGGAUAUCGGAUGACCCGGGAUGAGCUGUGUACAUUGCUUAAGAGCGUAACAGAGGUGUGAGGAUGUCACGUUUUGUAUGCACAGUGUAACGAAUCAAACUGGUAGCGAAGAAUAGUUGCAUAAAAACAGGCGCGUACAGUAGUGAAAUGUAACAGCUUGCGACACGAGACAGAAGCUCUGCUAGGGAUCGCCAAUUAGCAAUAGACCUUAAUGCAAAAUGUAACUACACUGAGAUGUGGUAAGCUUAAGUAGCUGAUGGACGUAAGAAAAUACAAACACGUGCGCGUGUGUGUGUGUGUGUGCGCCCACUCAAUACUAUUGAUACGAAAUUGAAACCGAAACCCCGUGUAAAAAACAACUGGUGAAGGCAGCUGGAAAAGAGAGAUUCAGAUAGGAAAGGAUACGAGUUCUUGGGCAGUUGCUGCAGUCCCGUUUGUCAUAUUGUACGAGCGGACGAUAUUAUACGAAUGCAAAACAGCCAUACUAAUCUAUGCAUACGAUACGAUACAUACAUACUACAUAGCGUGUAAUGUCUCUCUUUCUCUUCCCAUUACAAAAUGUACGUCACGUCAAGGUUAGGGACGAAGCAAGCGAACAGAAGCGAAGCGAAGGGCAAUGCUAAAGGUGUGUGGCGUACAAUAACACAAAUAUGCAACAUUAGAUAUUGUUAACGGAUUCGGUAGAGAGACAAGGGCAAGGGCCAACCGUUUGAUGUCUGGAAACACUGGAAUCAACCGUAGAGCGAUGGCGGAAGGGACAAACAAUAAAACAAAACCAGUAAUAAGCAA